GCAGGAGGGAAGUCAUAUUGCGUCACGUGUGUGUUUUCAAAGUCAUGCAGCCGGGGUUAGGGUUCAGUAAAUACUGAUGAUGUCAUCGUCUGAAGAUGGCUGAAGGAGAAGGCUGGUGGGGAGGCUGGCUUCAGCAGAGCUUCCAGGUCGUCAAAGAUAAGUCAUCCGAGGCCUUAGAAUUCAUAAAGCGAGACCUGACGGAGUUCUCCACUGUGGUGCAACAUGACACAACCUGCUCAAUUGUGGCUACAGCCACUGCUGUCAGAAACAAGCUUGCGGUGGAAGGUUCCUCUGAGACCUCAGAAAAGGUGAAGAAGAGCCUCUCUAGUUUCUUAGGGGUAAUAACAGACACACUUGCUCCUCCCCCUGAUAAAACCAUUGACUGUGAUGUAAUCACAUUGGUGGCAACGGCAUCAGGAACUACAGAGAUCUACGACAGUUCUAAGGCACGCCUGUACAGUUUGCAAGCUGACCCGGCUACAUACUGCAAUGAGCCUGAUGGUCCCCCAGAACAGUUUGACAACUGGCUGUCCAGCUUCAGUUUGGAGGAUAAGAAAGGAGAAAUCUCAGAGCAUUUGGUCAACAGUCCCUCUAUACGAGCCCUUUACACCAAAAUGGUGCCAGCGGCUGUAGCCCAUUCUGAAUUCUGGCAGCGGUAUUACUACAGAGUCUUCCAGUUGGACCAGGAGGAGGCAAGAAGAGUGGCAUUGAAGCAGAGGGCAGAACAGACGACGCACACAGAGACUCUGGGCUGGGAGGAGGAGGAGGAAGACGACUUCCUCGGCGCCACGUCAUCAUCUCAACUGAACUUUGCAUCCCCGCUGGACAACAGCUCAACAUCGACCUCAACAUCUCCCACAGGCGCGACUCCGCUGAGCCCCGUCCUCUCUCCCAGCGAAGAGCGCGACGCCACCCUCUCAGUCAGCAGCGACAGCGUCAGCCUGCCAACGCAGGUGGAAGUGUGCCCGCAGCCCGUUGUCAGGAAGCUGGCAGAGAAACUGACAGAAGCUAGCUUAGAAGAUGUUGCAGACAAGACACAAGAAGAGCAGAGGCCUGGAAGAAGUGACUUACCUCUCGAGGCUCAAGUAGAAGCUGUAACCCAGCCAGAGGUCAAUGUUGAUGGGGCGUCAGUGCGGGCUUCUGUCCUCACCACUAAACCAGAAGCAGCAAAGGAGGACGGGCCGCAGGACCUGAGAGUGUUCGAGCUCAACUCUGACAGCGGGAAAUCUACGCCCUCUAACAAUGGCAAGAAAGGGUCCAGCACUGACGUGAGUGAGGACUGGGAGAAAGACUUCGACCUCGACAUGACAGAAGAAGAAGUCCAAAUGGCGCUUUCUAAAAUAGAGGCUUCUGGAGAGAUGGACGAAGACUGGGAGAACUGGGAAUGAGAGCCACAGCAACACGAACUCUGUCCCGCCAUUAAAGCUAGUUCUCGGCAGACGAACCAUGCUUUACGUGUUUUAACUCUUUGUCCACACUGUCACCAUGUCAUGAUUGUCAGUAGGGGAUUGUCCGGCGGGUUUGGACCAUUUUGGUAAACCCGUUGUAAAGAGCAAAGGGAAGACCAGGCAAUAAGAAUUACACUGCUCCGUCAGUUUAGUGCAGAUAGGCCGCUAGCGAGGGUAACAACUCAGGUCUUGGCUAAUUUCUUGGAUUAACUUCUGACAUAGAAACAUACGACACUAGUCACUACCUUUUUACAGCUUAAGGACACGCAGUGACAAGUCAGAAUGUCAAAGGUAUCACCGCAGCAGGGGAGGAGCCGUUUCCCCUUUUUUCUUUAUGCCAUUAAACACAUCACGUACGUCGCGAGUGCGUUGCAAGAUGGGCAAUGACUUAGCCGCAGGCUGCAAAAUAGCCAUAAACUAUAAAGCUGCUUGUCACCUUUCUAAGAUGAAUGAUGAUGAUCAAUUGAUUCCUGUGUCGCUUUCUGUCCUCAUCUUUAUUAUGCAAGUGAAUCUUCAAAAUGGAAAGGAAACAUAUUUUGGCCUUCAUUAGAGCGCUUUUCAUUUUGGAUUCACUCCCAACUCUAGAAAUAUGGCCUUGUUAAACACACAUAAGUGUGAUAAUGUUAUCCAAAUGUGUUUGUUAUGUCAGUCACCUGAAACACAACCAGUGUCAUUAUUAGUUCUCUCCCCUCAUCGUUGUCAUAUGUGAUUCAUUUGAAUAUAUUAACUUGUUGCAGGCUGUAAUUAUGUCACUUUAAAUGAGUUGUUUGUCUUAUUUGGGUCGAGGGACUUCAUUAAUUAUGACUUGUUAAGAGAGGGAUCCUAUUUGACUUCAGAAAGUGAAUUGAAACUGGUCCCGGUGUUAUGAUACUGGAUUCUUUGGCUUGACAUUGAGGGUAGCAUCUGUUUAUUAUUUUAUUUAAUCUUAUAGGAAAAUAUGACAAAUCAGUGGAGUUUGAGGUUUCUCUGUUGGCCCAUGUUUGGAGCAAAAUGGCUCAGCAGGCAGUGUGCCAAGUAGACCAAGAAGCAAAGCAUGCUCCAUGCUUUUCUGAUUUCCUUUCCCAUCAUCCGUAAUGUAACCGAGAAAAAUAAUCCUAGAGAUGUAAUAUUUAUACUAAAAAUAAAUGCUUAAUUAUUGUAUUUUGUGCUUUGGAUUGCAUGUCUGUACAAUAACAUGCAAAACAUUGUGCAGAUGAUUACUGUUGAGUUGUAUGUUUUCUUCGGUAAAGACAUGUUCUUCAGGUUUUUGUGUUCUGACCAUGUGUUGCAUGUCUCUAAUUCUCGACUGUGUAUUCCCUUCAGAUUCACACUUUGAACUAAUCAAAGCGGUUCUACACACACAUCUGUUUUCAAAGCUGUCAAGUUCUUUCUUUUCUUUUUUUAAGUCAAGUAUUUCACUAUAUUUUUCAAAUGAUCAUUGUCAUUAAAGGAUUCAUGGCUAAUGGA
Molecule: messenger RNA, 2894 nt
Organism: Cottoperca gobio
Lineage: Eukaryota; Metazoa; Chordata; Actinopteri; Perciformes; Bovichtidae
Gene: bsdc1
Product: BSD domain containing 1
Exons: 11
Coding region: 96-1388 (430 amino acids)
Cellular component (GO): cytoplasm
Source: RefSeq, a predicted model, not a curated record